Molecule: messenger RNA, 1672 nt
Organism: Brassicogethes aeneus
Lineage: Eukaryota; Metazoa; Arthropoda; Insecta; Coleoptera; Nitidulidae
Source: the annotation of a GenBank genome assembly
AAGGAAGUCAAAAUAAUGAUGGUCAUUAUAUUAUCAAGAUUUUAAAUUGCGGUCAAACCUACAAUAAGAAUUGUGUCGUUAAAAUGUGUUAAGUGUAGAUAUAACAUUUUUUUAUCAUGGUCCCUACCCUAUCAACUUUUAAACGGGGUAGCAUCCAAGUGCAAAAAGCUGCGAAAGUAGUAAACGAUCAAAUCGGAUCGCGGCAAGUACUGGCAGUUUUUGUGAUAACUGGAUUUGUUCUUUGCGGGGUUGUCGAACAAAGUGCUUCCGUGGCAUUAAGAGCAAACAGCACGUCAAGUUAUUCGGCUGCCGAGUUUGCCGAAUAUGUCGAAAACACCAGUUACAUCACAAGAUACUGUCAACCUCCAUCGGAUGACCAAAAUCUUAGCACUUCUACAGUACAUGUGGUCAGGUCCAUCCCACACAUUGAGAUACCUAUGACGCGUACUGACGAAACAGAGGCAGUCUUACGACAAGCUUUCAUGUGGGGCACCUUGGUGUCUCCUUUGGCCGCCAGUAGAAUUGCCGCAAGAGUUGGAGCGGAAAGACUUUUUGGGGCUGGUGUUCUUGGUACAGGUGUGGUAGCCGUCAUGGUGCCUGCUUCCUGGUUAUCGGCUUGCCAUGUUGGUAUAAGAUUCGUCCAAGGAAUAUUCAUGGGUGCCACAUGGCCGGCUGCUCAUAUGCUGGCUGUAACCUGGAUAAAACGAAAACACAUAACGGGGUUUAUUUCGUUGUAUACAGCUGUAAAUUUGGGUUAUGCAAUUGUCGGUAUACUGGGAACAAUGUUGGUGAGGAAACUAGGAAGAGACUGGUUAAGCUAUACCAUAGCCAUGUCAACUUGUGUAUGGUACUUCUUAUGGUGGAGAUUUGUGGAGGAAUCCUUACACCCAAACAGGCCAAAAAGAGAUGAACACAGAAAUUUACCAUGGAGGAGACUAUUGAUGUCCAAACCAGCAUGGGCUUGUGGUAUAGCCGUUGUUGGUAGUCAAUGGGCUGAUGCCACUCUUAUGCUGGGCGUGACAAAGUAUUUGAAAUUGGUUUAUGGAUUUUCAAUUGAAUAUGAGGAUAUUUUACAAUCUUUACCUCAUAUAGGCCACUUUUUUGCAGCCAUAACCUUUGGGAUAGUAGUGGACCACGUUAGAAUGUCUAAAAUUGUAUCAACAACAACAUCUAGAAAGUUAUUUGUGUAUAUUUCGCACUUUCCACCAGCUGCUUUGAUGUUUGUCCUGGGAUACACAGGAUGUGAUCCUGCAGCUCCUGCGGCUUUGUACACAGCCGCUCUGGCAAUGACAGGAGCAACGCCUGCAGGAGUGUACGCCAGUGCUGCCGAUAUAGCUCCUAAUUUUGCAGGAACUGUAUUUGGAUUGUGUCAAACAGUGGGGGCGGCGGGAUUAUUGGCUGCCAACUACGUCGUGUCUGAAGGAUUACAUGGAUCGUUUGCAGGAUGGUGGCGUCUAGUUUUUGGGGUAUCUUCCGCAGUUUUACUAACAACGGCAACGUUUUUCAUGGCAAUGGGCAGCGGUUCAGUGCAAGACUGGAAUGCUCCGGGCGAUUUAGUCAUUGGUCCCGAAGAACCCACCCAAGAACCAUCCAGACUUGAAUCAGUUCUCGAAUAAAUGUUUUUAACAGAAUAUCAGUGUUUUUUGUUUAAAUAAAAGCUUUAGUUUUGUAA